AUGGCUGAUCAAAUAUGUAAGGAAUGUAAUGACACAAUCAUUGAUAGAGAGUUUUUGAUUUGUUCCGACUGCGAUGAAUACUAUCAUUUGAAGUGUACAAAUAUUUCACCGAAAUUAUAUUAUUUAAAAAGUCCAAUUAAAAGAAGACGAUUCCAGUGUAAGUCAUGUGUAAAAAAAUUACAAGAUAAUGACUGCGUGCUAAAUCAGUCCUCACCUCUAACUGAGAGCUUAGAAACGGCUACCAGAAAUGUUACUACACGUAAGAAAAUAAUUACAAAUAAAGUAGCCUCUAAUUCAUUUGGCUCCUUAUCUGUUGAUGAGAACUUUGAAUACUCUUCCUUAACAUCAACUCCAACACACGUGGACAUAGGUGGAAGUAAUCUGACUGAUAAAAAUACCAAGGAUUGUAUAAGCAAAUUAAAUGAAAAAUUAUGUGAACUACAAAGAAAACUUGAUAAUGCAGACAAGGAGAUUGAAGACCUGAUAUCAGAAAACUAUAUAUUAAAAAAAGAAAUAGCCGAAUUUAAGUCGAAACCUGAGAGAUGUGUGUGUAUAUUAUCAUCUAAGAUCAAGAACGUAUCAAAUACAAAUAGAUCACAAAGCAUUAACGAAGUAGAAUCAAACCUAUUUAACAGUGCUGAAAAUAAGGAAACCCCUAAUAAUAUUGAAAGUAAAAACCAUAAUUCAACAAUAAAUCAAAAAGAACAACACAAGGUAUGCGUAAAUGAAUAUAAAAAAAUUAAUGGGGAAAAAAGUAAGCAAUGCAGAACUGAUGAACCGAUACCCUUGAAGCACACUAGAAAGCUAUGCAUAAUCAGCAGCAACAACAAAAAUAAUAUAAAAGGCAUUGCACAAGACUAUUUCUCUAAAGAUUUUGAAUUCUGUCAUUAUAUAAAAACAAAUGCUGGUAUAUUAGAUUUAAUUCAAGGCCUUGACAAAAAACUGAUUAAUUACACUUUACAAGAUUAUUGUGUUGUUCUAAUUGGAGAUUAUGACUUCAGGAUGUCACAAGAUUAUAACAGACUAGUGGAGAGCUUAUUGGUUAGGCAAACCAUACAAUGCAUCACUCACACUAAUAUAGUAAUUUGCAUACCAACUUUUAGAUGUGCUAAAGAUACAAAUAUUUUUAAUAGAAAGAGAAGACUAUUUCUCUAA
This is a messenger RNA of Parnassius apollo (apollo), 1155 nucleotides long. Lineage: Eukaryota; Metazoa; Arthropoda; Insecta; Lepidoptera; Papilionidae. The record is from the annotation of a GenBank genome assembly.